Messenger RNA from Mytilus trossulus (common blue mussel), 5171 nucleotides. RefSeq lists its product as uncharacterized. The transcript has 17 exons. Lineage: Eukaryota; Metazoa; Mollusca; Bivalvia; Mytilida; Mytilidae. Gene Ontology annotation, molecular function: protein binding. The record is from RefSeq and is a predicted model, not a curated record. Gene Ontology annotation, biological process: signal transduction. The coding region runs from base 1 to 3690 and encodes 1229 amino acids.
AUGUCAGUUGUAUUAUUCCAGUUUGGUAGAUGGACAGCAUUAAUGGAGGCUGCCUGGAGAGGACAUGUUGAAGUGUGUCAACUUCUCCUGGAGAACAGAUGUAACAAAGAUAUCACAGAUGUUAGUGGAUUGACAGCAUUAAUGUGGGCUGCCAGUGGAGGACAUGUGGAAGUGUGUCAACUUCUCCUGGAGAACAGAUGUAACAAAGAUAUCACAGAUAAGUAUGGACAGACAGCAUUAAUGUUGGCUGCCAUUGAAGGACAUGUGGAAGUGUGUCGACUUCUCCUGGAGAACAGAUGUGAAACAGAUAUCACAUCAGUUAGUGGAUGGACAGCAUUAAUGGAGGCUGCCUGGAGAGGACAUGUUGAAGUGUGUCGACUUCUCCUGGAGAACAGAUGUAACACAGAUAUCACAGAUAAUGUUGAUGGAGAGACAGCAUUAAUGUUGGCUGCCAGGGAUGGACAUGUGGAAGUGUGUCAACUUCUCCUGGAGAACAGAUGUAACAAAGAUAUCACAACAAAUGAUGGAAGAACAGCUUUACAUCUGGCUGCUGAGGAGGGACAGCUACAGAUCACAAGAUGUCUUGUAGAAGAAGGAGGUAUCAGUCCCUUUGUUAAAACACAUCAGGGUAAGACGCCAUACGAUCUAGCAAGAGAAAGGUUUGAGUUUGAAGUGAUGGAAUACUUACAGGCUGCUGUACUAAGGACGAAAGAUUCUAUGUUGAACAAACUGCUUGGCAGUGGAAGCUACCAAUCGUUUGACAUGCGCUGCAUGGUAACCGGCCAGUUCGCUACUGGGAAAUCAAGUCUAGUCAAGCUUUUAGUUGGGGAUAAUGUUCCAGAAGGGCGACAAGCCACUGAUGGCAUUUCCCUCGUUGAAGGUCGCUGUGGACUUGAUUUAGAGACAAGAAACUGGAUCAUGAUUGAUUCAGGAACAUAUAAUGCCUUGGAUGUAGUAUACAAUAAGGUUUUAAUGACCUCUGUUGAAAAGGAUGAAAGAAAACAAACAAAAACAUCAGGAAAACAUAAAUCCGAUGCAAAACUUGUUGAACUUCCAAAUAAAGACGAUAUUCAUUCUCAGAAGUCAGAAGCUACCAAGUCAACAUAUUUUCCUGUGAACCUCUCAGGUGAGCCUUCUACACAGCCACAAGCUACCAAGUCGACAUCUUUCCCUGUCAACCUCUCAGGUGAACCCACUCCACAGCCACAAGCUACCAAGUUGACAUAUUUACCUGUGAACCUCUCAGAUGAACCUUCUACACAGCCACAAUCUACCAAGUCGACAUCUUUCCCUCUGAACCUCUCGGGUGAACCCUAUCAGCAGCCACAAGCAGCCCAAUCUUUGUCACAACAGAUUUCCUCUAUUGAGUCUAAAACGCAGCAAAUGAAGAAGAAAAUGACAACUAAAAUGACCAAAAAAGAAAUGAGAAAGAAAAUGGAAAAGGUCCUCAAAACUGGUAAAUAUGAAAUGAAAGUUGGCAGACUCAUCUUCUGGGACUUUGGUGGACAGUAUGUCUAUUAUACAACACACCAGACAUUCAUGACUUUCAGAGCGUUGUUUCUGGUAGUUUUUGAUGGAAGUAAAGGAUUGAAUGAAGAAAUACCUGAUGUACUGUGUUUUCCAGGACAGCACAUGACACCAACACCAGCAGUCUUUUUACUACACUGGGUGAACUCAAUCCUGACCUAUUGUAAGGUGGUGUAUGCUGGCAUCCCUAAGAUAUUGUUUGUUGCCACCCAUAAGGACAAGGUACCAGUGGAGGAUGUUGAAACCAGACGUGCACUAUUGUACAGUGAAGUAGAGGAAUUAUUUAAGGACUACGAAGGAAGAAAUCAUCUUGUCCUUGACAAACAAAUAUUUGUCAAUGCAACUGAUAAAGAUGAUCAAGAAAUUGAAGCCCUUAAGAAAGCCAUCACUGAGCUUACUUUCGAUCAUCCAUGUUGGGGGGAGGACAUGCCGAAUGCUUGUGUCCCCCUUGAACUGGAGAUUGCUGAAAUGGUAGCUGCAGGAAAGCAAAUCUUGUCAUUGGUAGAGCUUGAAGAAUUGAAUUCAAUCAGCAAGGUGUCCGUACUGGAUUUAGAACAACUUCAUGAUUUCCUUCACUUCCAACAUUCUCUUGGGAAGCUUAUCUACUUUGAUACCCGUCAGCUCCAAGAUUAUGUUAUAAUUAACCCGCUUCUCAUGGUGGAGGUUAUGAGAUCCUUUGUGACAGAUGUAGGAUUUUGGCCUAAGAAAAAAGGUUUAGAGGAAACUUUCCGAAGAAUGUCAGAAAAUGGGAUCAUACGCCGAGAAGACUUGUAUCGGAUAUGGAAACAAAAGGACUUCCGGGCAAUUCUACCAUACAAAGAGUUUAUAUUCAACAUCCUCAUCUAUUUAGAUAUCCUGGCAGAGCAACGGAGAUAUGAUAUAACUACAGGCAGUCGGUUACCAGUAGAUAGCUUCUUUGUUCCCUGUAUGGUCACAGAAAGAAAUAAAACCAGCUUCAUGGACAAAGAAUGUACACCAGAGAAAGCAAUUUGUCUAGCGUUUGUUUUUAAAGGAACUGUCAUACCACCAGCUUUGCCCAAUCGUCUGAUCAGUGCAUGUCUGAGCAUGUGGACUCUGAAGCAGUAUGGAGGGAGAAAACUCCUCUUUUCAGGAUUUAUUGUAGUCUCAUUUGACAAGGCACAUGAUGUUGUAAUAUGUGUGGAAGGCAACAAGAUUCUUCUUUAUCUAGUCCAUAAAACCUCGGCUGGACUUAUAGUACCAGAUAUUGCCACUUCAGUAAAGGAAUGCUUAGUUACAACAAUGGAGAGAAUAUCAGAUUUCUAUCAGUCCACAAUCCAUGCAACAUGCAGCCAACAAUCACCUUUCCAUAUUGAAUAUUCAUGUUCUAAGUUGAAAUGCUUCAUUUGUGAGAAGGAAGCUUUGCAGACCAAUGAAUGGGUUUGUGACACACAUAAACUUACACACAGACAAGGAAACUGGGUUGUUUGGAAUCAAGAUAAGAUAAAAGAACAGUGUGAGCUACAUUGUCCAGGUUUACAAGAUAGUGCCUUAAAUCAAAUUCCGAGUGAUGUUGAACUUCAUCGAUUAACAUCAGGAUGUGAUGAAACCACAAUACGAGAGUUGGCCAUACAUCUUGGUAUGACUUUGCAAGAUUGGGAAACACUAAGAUCUGAUAAUGAUCGGAUUGCGAUUGUAAAGUAUAGAAUACUGGUCAACUGGCGGGACAAAUACUCGGGAAGAUUUAGCAGAAUAGCAAAAGCUUUAACAGAUAUGGACUUACCGGUCCAUACACUGUGUCAGGUUAAAAGAGAAAGAAGAGCAGAGACAGACAUUCCUUUGGAAUAUCUAGAUUGUAUACCGACGGAUGAGAUACUAGAUAAACUAGCACCCCAAAUUGGUCAAGUAUAUUUUCAACUUGGCGCUGCUAUUGGGUUGUCAAUUGGAAUCUUGGAAAAUAUUCAGAAUAAUAAUCCCAGAGAUUUAGCAGCUCAGAAUAGAGAAGUAUUAUUCGCAUGGAGAGAAGACAAAACAGUGAAACCUACAAUACAAGUACUGGUACAGGCUUUAGUUAACAUUGGGAGAGGAGCUCUUUGUUUACAGGAAGUUUUAUCAAAUGUUGAUCCUAAUACCCUUCGGGAAUCAGAAAAAGUGAGAGAUAAAGGUGCAAUAUCAAAGAAAUUAAACAAAUGUUCAAUAGCUUGAAAGUGGAUACCACAGAGUACAGUUACAAUACUAAUGCAGGAGAAAAAGAAGACUGCAGCUAAGGAGAAAACUAUAAAAUGCAAUCCGGUCUUAUUGUUUCUAAAAUACCUUCACUUUUGCAUUUUACUUGUUCCAUAUUUUCUGCGUGCAGCAGGGGACAUAGGUAUAGUCUUUGCCUGUCUGUUGUUCUUCCAUCUGAUACAACAAUGCUAAGAGACUGUCUGACAGAAAGCUUUCAUACAAUGUUCUUUAUCAUUUAUUUUCAUAUAUUUGUUUUCCGUACUGUAUUGUUAUUUAGAUUUCACAAUUGAAAGCGGAUUUAAUAAGAUUCUUUGGACAUUGUAAUGAAAUUAUUUUUUUCUUUUGGAAUUGGUUUGAUCAGUAAAGACAGAAUUAACUCAUGUUUACUGUUCCAGUGUUAUGUUACUUGAAUGUUUGAAAAUAACUAAAUUUUGAUGUUUCUGUAUAAUCAAUGGAGAAAACCAUUUUCAUAAUUGAUUCGUAAAAUUCUGGAAUAGUGGCAAGCUCGUGCAAUAUAAAACAAUACUCUAAACAGUAUUCAUGCAAUAAACCAUACUGCUGGAAAAUGUAUGUAUUCUUUAAGUGUAUGUUCCCUCAUAUGAUAAUGUAGUAUAAUAAUGCAGAUACUGUUCAUUUUGUUAAAUAGUUUGCAUAUAUAAACAUGAACAUGGACAUGAUUGCUUUUUCUCAUUCUGGAAACAUUUCAUUAAUUUCAGGACUGUUUGUUCAAAUCUUUUGUCUUUAAUAUAAAGUUUGUAAUUACAACUAGAAACAGGUUAUGUUACUUCUUAGUUUGCCUUUUGCAUCAGCAAUAAUAGCCAACUUUAGUAAAAGUUUCCUCUUACUGAAGCAAGGAGUAUUUACUCAAGAACUUGCUAAUGACCUCAAUAUUCAAAGAGAAGGGAUAUGGUGUACAUGCAUUUCAGCAGGAGCAAGCCAGACUAGGCCGUAUAUUUCUAUAUUUCAACAAAUAGAGACCUGUUUUUUGUAGUAAUCACUGAUCAGAAUGAAAAAUAAGGAGAUAGUGUGUGAUUCAAUGAGAAAACUAUCCACCAAAUGGUAAAAUCAUGUGAAUUCAAGCAAUUAAAGCAGAAUGUACCGCAUUCAUCAAAAAGCAAAAUCGAUUUAUUGUUAGCUAAUAAAGCCCUACAUGAAAAAAUGUGAAACAAUUCAAACUGAUUUAUGAUCAAGCAAAUAACUACUAAAAAGGUGGUUUUUACUGACCUUCACUUCCCAUUAGGGUGCAACAUGGUCGAUCUCCUUUUUUAUUUUUUUAAUUGCAGAAGUGCCUAUCUAAAAGGUUGUCUCCCUUUAUAUAGGACACCAUCUAUAAGUACACAUAGUAUUAAUAAUGAAAUUUGUAUAUAUAUGUUCACCAUAAUUUUAACAUAUAAACAAGCUGUGUUUUUAUUGUGUGAUUAUCAUUAUGUUUUAUCAUGUAUAGUUACUCUGUAUUAUAA